AUGGAGGUCAGAUACAAUCAAGAGAACGAGUCAGGAAUGGUGCUGAAGAACGGACUUAAGGAUGGGAAAGAGGGCAAGGAUUCCCAGGGAAACCUUUCCAAAUCAUUUCUCAAGGAGCAGCAGGAGACCUUCCCUGCUUCUGGGACAGCGGAAAACUGCGAGAAGAACCGGGGGAACUCGGCAGACCCGGACUAUUGCAGGCGGAUCCUGGUGCGAGACGCCAAAGGGUCCAUCAGAGAGAUCAUCCUGCCCAAGGGCCUGGAUCUAGACAGACCCAAGCGCACCAGGACCUCCUUCACGGCGGAGCAGCUCUACCGCCUGGAGAUGGAGUUCCAGAGAUGUCAGUACGUGGUGGGCCGGGAGCGCACGGAGCUCGCGCGCCAGCUCAACCUCUCCGAAACUCAGGUAAAGGUUUGGUUCCAGAACCGUCGGACAAAGCAGAAAAAGGAUCAAGGCAAGGAUUCUGAGCUGCGGUCCGUGGUCUCAGAGACAGCAGCCACCUGCAGUGUGCUGAGGCUCCUGGAACAGGGCCGUCUGCUCACCCCACCUGGGCUGCCAGGCCUCCUGCCGCACUGUGGUAGCAGUGCCCUGGGCUCCACACUCCGUGGUCCUUCUAUGGGCAUUGCCAACAGUAGCAAUGGGAGCAGCAGCAGCAGUUCAGGGACAGCAGGGAGCCCACCCCUGCCAGCCGUGACCAGCGCUGGGGGAGCUACUGGCAUCCAGGGCUCCCCUUCUGCCCAUGGCCUCUUCAGCUUCUCCAUGCCCUCCCUCUUGGGGACCGUGGCUACUCGGAUCUCUUCAAACCCCCUGUCCAUGGCUGGCUCUCUGGCUGGGAACCUGCAGGAACUAUCCGCCCGCUACCUGAGCUCUUCCGCAUUUGAACCUUACUCCCGGACCAACAGCAAGGAGACCAUGGAUAAAAAAGUCCUGGAAUGAUCCUUUAAAAACUUCUUUCUUUAUGUUUGUUAUCUCUCUUGCCUUCUUUUUAUGUUCGUGGGCUGGUUAUCAUUUACUGUUGUUCAGAUAUUCAACCACACACACUGAUGCCUCAGUGAAUACAUAUAUAGACACACACUUGUUUAUUCUCCACAAAACAGGGUGAUUUUCAAAGCUUUUGCACUAAAUCAAAGUCUUAACUCAAAGUUAUAAAUACAAAAUGCUUGA
Molecule: messenger RNA, 1164 nt
Organism: Scleropages formosus (Asian bonytongue)
Lineage: Eukaryota; Metazoa; Chordata; Actinopteri; Osteoglossiformes; Osteoglossidae
Gene: vax1
Product: ventral anterior homeobox 1
Exons: 3
Coding region: 1-936 (311 amino acids)
Biological process (GO): regulation of transcription by RNA polymerase II; central nervous system development; brain development
Cellular component (GO): nucleus
Molecular function (GO): RNA polymerase II cis-regulatory region sequence-specific DNA binding; DNA-binding transcription factor activity, RNA polymerase II-specific
Source: RefSeq, a predicted model, not a curated record